Messenger RNA from Habropoda laboriosa, 2433 nucleotides. RefSeq names its product hemocyte protein-glutamine gamma-glutamyltransferase-like. NCBI's taxonomy places the organism in Eukaryota, Metazoa, Arthropoda, Insecta, Hymenoptera, Apidae. The record is from RefSeq and is a predicted model, not a curated record. Bases 196 to 2337 code for a protein of 713 amino acids. The transcript has 8 exons. Gene Ontology annotation, molecular function: protein-glutamine gamma-glutamyltransferase activity. Gene Ontology annotation, biological process: peptide cross-linking.
UGAUUGUUAAUCUGAACCGGUUCGUCUACGAUAGUAUCUUGGAUUGAAGUAUCGUUUCUAAAUUUUCGAUUAAAUUUCUACAGUUCAAUUGUUUUCCACUACAGUGCCUGUUACUUGCGUACGGUUCUGUUGAAACCUGAAGAACAAGGAGAAACUACACAGAAAAUCUCGGACAACCUCGAUUAAUCCGUGAAAAUGUUCGAAGAGCCACUGGUCGUCGAGAAUGUACACAUGUACGAAAAAGAAAACGCGAAAGUGCAUCAUACGAUCAAUUACGAGCUGGUGCACCUUGAUCCACCAGCGGCAGUUCUUCGACGAGGUCAGACUUUCAACGUUGCUCUGAGAUUCAACCGAGAGUACGUGGACGACACGGAUAUCGUUCGACUGCUGUUCAGCUUCGGUCCGAAUCCGAAUGUUCUGAAAGGAACCAGAGGUGUGAACACUGUCACCAAUAGAGACAGUUACCUGACCGAUUUGGAAGCAUGGGGUGUGCGUAUGGUGGGCCUCAGCGGAAUGGAUCUGUCCGUGGAAGUGAGAAGUCCCGUGGACAGCCCUGUUGGAUUAUGGCAAUUGAACGUCGAGACUACCACUGUGGCGAGAAAGAAACAGGCGCCGAGGACUUACAACUACGACAAGGACAUUUAUCUGCUGUUCAAUCCAUGGUUGAAAGAGGAUUUAGUGUACAUGGAGGAUGAACAGCUGUUGGACGAGUAUGUUUUGAACGACGUUGGAAAAAUAUGGGUUGGUCCAUGGGGUAGUUCGCGUGGCAGAGAAUGGGUAUUCGGCCAGUUCGACGCCGUAGUACUUCCGGCCAUUCAAUUAAUGCUCGAAAGAUCUGGCAUUAAGGCUAUUUCCAGAGGCGACCCGGUGAAAAUGUGCCGGGCUAUUUCGAGAAUUAUAAACUCGAACGACGACAGAGGCGUUAUUACCGGACGUUGGGACGGAGACUACGCCGAUGGUACCGCUCCAGCCACGUGGACCGGAAGUGUGCCCAUUUUGGAGGAAUUCUUGGAAACCGGCGAAUCGGUGAAAUACGGGCAAUGCUGGGUGUUCGCCGGUGCUGUGACCACAGUCUGUCGAGCCCUUGGAAUUCCAUCGAGGGUGGUUUCGAACCUGGUAUCGGCCCACGACGCGAACGCCUCGUUAUCUGUUGACCGUUAUUACAACACCGAAAACGAGGAACUCGAGUACGAUCCUAACAAUUUGAACGGCGAAGAUUCCAUCUGGAAUUAUCACGUUUGGAACGACGUGUGGAUGGCAAGACCGGAUCUGCCGAAAGGUUACGGUGGCUGGCAGGCGAUCGAUGCAACUCCGCAGGAAACUUCAGACGGUGUUUAUCAGUGCGGUCCAUCUUCCGUCGAGGCGAUUCGACAGGGAGCCGUUGGGUAUAAUUACGACGUGACGUUCAUGAUCGCCUCCGUGAAUGCUGAUCUGAUGAGGUGGAAGGAAGAUCCGGAGACCGAGCUUGGAUACUCGAAGAUUGAUUGCAACAAGUAUCACAUUGGUCGCAUGAUCUUGACGAAAGCACCUUGGAUUUUUGAUCCCAACGGCGACAGAGACAGAGAGGAUAUCACUUUGUUGUAUAAAGCGAAAGAAGGAACCGAAGCCGAACGUCUGACGCUCUACAGAGCCGUUCGCAACACGGAAGUCGCCAAGAGAUUUUACUCGAUGCCAUCAGGAGCGAAAGAAGACGUCGAGUUCGAUCUCGUGGACCUUGAUCGUGUGAACAUCGGCCAACCGUUCGCAGUGACAGUACACAUGAAAAAUAAAUCCAACCAGCUACGAACCAUCCAAGCCAUCUUAUCCGCUGGUAGCGUGUAUUACACUGGUGUCAAGGCGAACCUGAUAAAGAGAGCUUCCGGUGACUUCGUUCUCCAGCCCAAUGCAAGCGAACAGUUGAGGCUCACGGUCACGGUGGACGAUUAUUUGGACAAGCUGGUAGAGUACUGUAUUAUGAAACUGUACUGCAUUGCCACGGUCAAGGAGACUAGACAGACAUGGGCCGACGAGGACGAUUUCCAAGUCUUGAAACCGAACAUCGAGGUCAAGAUCGACGGCGACCCAACCGUAGGAAGACCGUCAACAAUCACUCUGCGUUUCAAGAAUCCCUUGAGAAGACCUCUGACAGAAUGCAAGUUCAAUUACGCGGGACCAGGAUUGUCUAAGAACAAAACUUUAAUGUUCAGAGACGUCGAACCGGAAGAAGAUGUCUACGUGGAGCAUCAACUGAUCCCUCAAAAGGGUGGCGCACAGAAAAUCAUCGCCACUUUCACUUCCAAACAACUGCUGGACAUAACUGGAUCCGCUGCUAUUGAUGUUCUCGAUGAGGACGAAUAAAAUUCAUUUAAUUCGACCUAUUUCGCCGUUUUCAUUUCUAUUAAAUACCAAUGUUAUUAGUGAAUAUAUUAUGUAUAUCCCCAUAAUCCCACUUUC